Molecule: messenger RNA, 1002 nt
Organism: Aspergillus niger
Lineage: Eukaryota; Fungi; Ascomycota; Eurotiomycetes; Eurotiales; Aspergillaceae
Exons: 1
Coding region: 1-1002 (333 amino acids)
Cellular component (GO): cytoplasm; nucleus
Molecular function (GO): RNA polymerase II CTD heptapeptide repeat phosphatase activity; RNA polymerase core enzyme binding
Source: RefSeq, a predicted model, not a curated record
AUGUCCUCUGGACGGCCUAAUCCAAUUUUGAAGACCUCUCUUCCUUCGAUCCACGCAGCGACCGCUGCGUCUGGCCCCUCCAAUUCCGCCCCAAACCAUCGGGCGUCACCCUCUAACCCCCUUCAAAUGUCUCAACAACAACAACCACUACCUAGCUCAAUUGCAAACCGGACAGAUGUCGAUCCGCGCCAUUUAGCUAUUGCCUUACAUCAUGCGAAUCAAAUUCAGGCCCAGAAGGACACAGAGGUCCUGAUCCUCGACCGCAUUCUGAGACUGGUUGAACUUCCGUCCUCCCGUUCAGCAGAUCCUGCGUCACCCUCCCCCGACGAUGUUCGGGUGUUCAAAUCCGCCUUAGUCCCCUUUCAACCCGCCGACUACGACAACUUGAUUGAGGAGAGGAAUAUCGAGGGUCUCUGUGGCUACGGGCUAUGUCCUCGAGAGCGUCGCAAGGAAGAUGGCAGAGGCUCUUUUCGCAUAACAUGGGGUGCGAAGGGAAGUGGGCGGGGUGGCCGCGGGCGCGAAAUGGACAUCGUUCCGAAAGAGAAGCUCGAGAUGUGGUGUUCGAAUGAGUGCGCCGAAAGAGCCAUGUACAUACGAGUACAGCUGGCUGAAGAACCAGUGUGGGAGCGAAGGGCCGACGAUGCGCGUGGCAAACAUCUUGUCCUGCUGGAAGAGGCCAGGGCGAAAGAAGGCAAGGGCAAAAUGAGAGACCCCGUCUCUAUCCGCGACGUUGCUGGCCAGCUGGACAGCAUGCACCUGGAGAAACUACAAGGUCCUGGCGACAUGGCAGAUGAUAUUGCACGGCUCUCUGUUCGCGACGAGACUCGUUCACGAGAACUGGCCAUGGAACGAGGAGAUGUGCAUCCUGCCCUCUAUACUGGCAGAGUGAAUAUUCAAGUCCAAGAGAACGAUAACCCCCGCGGACCAGCUAGAGCACCGCAGAUGCGUCCUGGAGACGAGAAGGGAGGUUCCAUCGAAGGAUAUGUCCCUCAUGAGAACUAA